This is a messenger RNA of Rhododendron vialii, 1286 nucleotides long. RefSeq lists its product as uncharacterized. Bases 98 to 1021 code for a protein of 307 amino acids. NCBI's taxonomy places the organism in Eukaryota, Viridiplantae, Streptophyta, Magnoliopsida, Ericales, Ericaceae. The record is from RefSeq and is a predicted model, not a curated record. The transcript is spliced from 8 exons.
CCAAGUUCCAGAUAAUUAAACUCAACCCAACCCAACCCAGCUCUAAACUACCAGUUCCAUUCUGACAACCCCCUCUCUCUCUCUCUCUCCCUCGACGAUGAGAACAACAAGACCCCGUUCACGCGUGCUCACACUACUCUACCUGUCUCUCUUGUUCUUGUCAUCGUCGGCUUUUCAAUCCGACGAGCUACUAGCCGAAGACGAGGAGUUCGGCCUGGGAGGCGGCCACCGAUCUCCUGAUCUCGACCUCGCCGCCUCAACCCGAUCCGUUCCUCCUCCGCAGCCGACCCGCCCGGCCCGCAGGGGGUCGUCGGAUUCCGAUUCGGAUUCGAAGAUCCAGUUCCCGCUCGAGCACGCCUUCGGGGACUCGGAGUUCUCCCCCGCCGGAACCUUCACCGCCCGGCUCAAGACAUGGUCUCAUGGAGGACAGACUCUCACGAAACUUCGGUUUUCAAGGGAGGCUUUUACUGAAACAGAGAAGGAAAAUUUCAAGAUGCUAUUAAAAGGUGAUGACUUCUACAAGAUAAGAGUGCCUUCAAAUGUAUUGAGCCCUCCUGGGAGGGAUUAUAUCAUUUCAUCGGUGAAAGCAAGAUGCCUUCCGCAGGAUCGUUUGGAUGAGCAUUUUGUUAUACAUAUGGAAGGUGUUAAUAUCUUAGCUGUUAAUUACGGUUCUCCUGGAGCAUGUCCAUAUCCUAGGCAAUUGAAACUUCCUGCAAAGUGGUCCUUCAACUCAUACACAGUCUUGAAGAACAGCGAGCAGGCACCAAGAACUCCAGCAUUUGCAGAAGAGAUCCCUGGUGGUGAGAAUGGAGAGGGUGAAGAUGUAUUGCCACCGGAAAGGUCCUUUUGGGCUAAAUAUUGGAUGUAUUUGAUCCCUCUGGGACUAGUUGUCAUGAAUGCUGUAACCCAAGCCAUGAACAUGCCUGAGGAACAGGCUCCUGGCCAACCGGGCGCUCAACCUCAGCAAACUACUGCAGCAGCACUCCCACGCGGACAAAGUGCCACUGUGAGAAGAAGAUGAUAAGUUCCUUGGCUUCUUUUUUUUUUUACUUCUUGCCCUCCACUUUUUGCUCUUAAAGUUGUUAGAAUACACAUCUCUGGUGGGUUUGGUUUGCACAAAUUGGAAUCUAUCGCUUCUCUCAAUGUGUAUGGGAAUAAUAAUCAUAUUGUAGUCUCUGCUUUUAGGAAUGUUUUGCUUAUUCUUCCGUACCAACUCAUGCUCUCAUUUUGGGGACUGCAAGUUGUGGUUCAUGUAAGGAUCCAAGAAGAGGAUCGGUGCAACUACA